UCCUGCGCUGUCGCUUUAAGAAGCCCUGCGGUGCGCAGAAGGCGCAGCGCAUCACAUGAUUCUUCUCUUGUGACCGUCCGGACAGAAAAGGAAAAGCCUCGCUGACUUCCAGCUGUUCGAAGACACGAGUACCUCUGUAUUGGUACCCAGGGACUAACUCGAGGAGGGAGAUGGAGUUAAGUUAACUACCACCGCAGAGAGUCACACCCGCGCUGCCUUCCAAAGGGGCCAUCCGGCGUUGUUGCGCCAAAGGGGACAAAGUUGGCGCAUGGAGAGGGACGAAGUUUCCUUUUUUUUUGUUGGUUGUUGUUGUUGUGGCGCAGCGCGCUUUCCUUUUGUUUCUGUCGCCACCGGCGUCAACGCAGCGUCGCGGGCGCCCGGAGCCGAGUGAGCGGAGUUUGAAGCGCUAGUUUUUGCGGAGAACUGAAAGUGAAAGGGAGCUUUUAGACGAGGAGACCCGACGGCGAGGACGCGCGUCACGUCGGCUGAGAAUGGUGGACAGCAAACCUCUCCUCCAGGACCGACCUCCCGCCUACGCCAGCGUCCCGGGGGCUUACGAGUACGGCCCGCAGCCGCAGCAAAGCUAUGGCGCCAUCCCGUCCCCGGCCCCGCCGCCCUACCCGUACACGUACCCGGACGGCCAAGGGUACCCAUCGGCUCAAAUGAACCCCGCCAUAGCUCAGCAGCCCUACGCUGGGACUUACACCAUCCUACAACCCUCUGUGGUGGUGGUAGGGGGCUGCCCGGCCUGCAGAGUCGGCGUCUUGGAAGAUGACUUCACCUGCCUGGGGAUCCUGUGUGCCAUCUUCUUCUUCCCACUGGGUCUCCUCUUCUGCUUCGCACUGCGUCAGAGAAGGUGUCCCAACUGUGGCGCCUCUUUCGGCUAAAGGGACCAAACCCCAGCUCGUCCACACACACACACACACACACACACGCACAUGUAAUCCGGCAUUUUUGUCUCUUUAAUUUUAUUAUCUUUCCUUCAAAAUGCACGUUGCUGUUGCCAUUACUUCAUGUACAACAAAUGAUCAAGGUGAUAUUACCGUGAAUUAUGAUGCUUUACUAGAGGCACGCAUGGACUUCUUUUCAUCUGCCGGUUGAGGAUAUUUUCUUGCAUAUGUGUGUGUCCAGCUGUUGUCAGUGCCUUCACUACAUGCCGAGUGAUCCUCACAGACUCAGUCAGUCCUUCUUCUCCCGUAGGUGUAGCUCGGUCAUCCCAGGAUCUGAGCAGAUUCCUUUUGUUUCUCGCCAGAAAUGACUAAAACACGUGCUGAAGUUCUUUUUUUCCCCCCUUUCGUCUUGGCUGGUACACCGCAUGCAUAUUUUAACGCUUCGAAACCUUGUACUCAACACAGAAUCCACCUAGACCACCGAUGUAUUACCUUUCCCUGGAAAUGUAAACCUUCUUUUGAAACGUUUCUCUUUGGCUCAGUGUGUCACAGGGAAAAAUACAUAAAACCUAGUCAGCUAAAAAGAAAUACAGGAUCUGAAACAAUGGACUUGUUUUGGACAGAACGCGCGCACCGUUUUGUCUGCCUUUGUUGAUGUUAUUUCUAGGGGCCAUAUUUGCACUGACAGUUUGUUUGAUGACUAUUCUGCUGGCUUGUGCUUUUCCAGGGCCAAUGCAGACCUCAGGUACAUACAAUCUGAAACGCCCUCGACUUUACAACCUCAAUCACUGUUUUACUUCGGGCUUCUACCUACUUCAAGGACUUGCAGUUUCACUUCAAGGAAUCACGCUGAGAAAACUGAAGAAUACUGUAAUCUCUGGAUUUUUAUUUUAGUACUCUGCGACAAGUCACCCCGUCCCGUUCGUCCCGACCUGACAAUCAAAUGAGAAUGUCUUUGUCCCGUAUCUGUAGGUCCCAGCCAGAUGUUGUAGAACUGUCCAUGGCAGAAGAAAGAGCUAGAACUGGGUGGGAGUGAUUUUAAUGAAUCUUGCUUCAGAAGACACACUACGCACGCUGUUAUGAUUGAGGUUAUUCCUUUUUAUAUAUCCGCCAUUGUAAUUAAAAAUGAAUGCAACUCA
This is a messenger RNA of Gasterosteus aculeatus aculeatus (three-spined stickleback), 2029 nucleotides long. It is a transcript of the gene bri3, whose product is annotated as brain protein I3. The record is from RefSeq and is a predicted model, not a curated record. NCBI's taxonomy places the organism in Eukaryota, Metazoa, Chordata, Actinopteri, Perciformes, Gasterosteidae.